Molecule: messenger RNA, 453 nt
Organism: Laetiporus sulphureus 93-53
Lineage: Eukaryota; Fungi; Basidiomycota; Agaricomycetes; Polyporales; Laetiporaceae
Exons: 2
Source: RefSeq, a predicted model, not a curated record
GUUGAUGAGCCACUUCCUUUCACAUCUCCUGAAGCACGCUUUCACAUUUCUGACUCACAGAGGUAUUCCGAAGAUAUUACCUCAUGGCUUCAAUCAAACAGAAAUGACCCUGCCUGCACAAAUUUCCUUCUGCUCCUCAAGGACCACAUCCUUGGUCGCUUGCGUGGGCGUCCAUAUGAUGGCGAUGAAAGAGGUUUUUCUCACCAGGAUCACCACACGAUGAUCUUCGAGAAAAAUCAAAUGUAUUUCCAUAAGGUAUUGCGAGUCAAUUACACUACAUAUGAUAUGCGCUGCAUGCAAGAUUCCAUCAAUCCACACACCCACCCAAAUAUUAUGGUUGCUGCACACGAAGAAGACGACGACAAUAAUCCUGAGGCAAGCAAGCAUCCAUACUGGUAUGCUCGCAUCAUCGGUAUCUUCCAUGUCAACGUAAGGCAUACUGGACCAUUCUGA